UCGUUGAACGCGGCACGUGUAUAACUACAACCAGUUAGCAAGUCGGACAUUUCCAAAUUUCCUAGUUCCGACUAGUGUGUGAACGCGGCAUAAUAGCCUAUCCGCCAUUGUGGAAUAGAGUAAGGGAUAUUCCAAUCUGGCAUUAGGCAGUUUCAGAGUGAGUGAUAAAUUGUAGCCGAACGUCAGCUAGAUCGGAAACAUUUAAUACCACCGACAGAUACAAAGUCGCGAUCCUCGGCGCUCGAGAAAACAUUGUAGGGAAAGAUCUGACGACUGGAGAAAAACACCGCCUCUACAUACAGAGAGAGAUUGGAUAACCCGAGACGAGCUGAGAAAAAUACCGGAGUGCAGAAGCAGGAGAAACCGUGGACAGUCACAAACAGCAAUCCGUUUCGGCUCCUGGAGGAUGUCUGCAACCACAGUCGAUCAGAGACCCAAAGGACAAGGAAAUAAAGUGCAAAACGGCUCAAUGCAUCAGAAGGAUGGAGUAAAUGAUGAAGACUUUGAACCUUACCUAAGCAGCCAGACAAAUCAGAAUAACAGCUACCCACCAAUGUCCGACCCCUACAUGCCCAGCUACUAUGCUCCCUCCAUAGGCUUCCCUUACUCCCUGGGGGAGGCCCCCUGGUCCACCGCGGGGGAUCCCCCCAUGCCCUACCUGACCACCUACGGACAGAUGAGCAACGGCGAGCACCACUUUCUCCCCGACGGGGUGUUCAGCCAGCCGGGCGCCCUGGGCAACACCCCUCCCUUCCUCAGCCAGCCGGGCGCCCUGGGCAACACCCCUCCCUUCCUCAGCCAGCACGGCUUCAACUUCUUCCCUGGAAACGCAGACUAUUCCACCUGGGGCACUAGUGUCUCUCAGGGCCAGUCCACACAGAGCAGCGUCUAUAGUAAUAGUUAUGGUUACACACCUAGUUCCCUGGGGAGGGCUAUAGCUGACGGACAGGCGGGCUUUAGCAGUGACACCCAGCUCAGUAAGGUCCCAGUGCUGAGCAGCAUCGAGCAGGGCAUGACGGGGUUAAAACUGGGCACGGACAUGGGCGCCGCCGUCACCAAGACUGUCGGCUCGCCCCUCGGGGGCACGUUGGGCAUGAGUAGCAUGGCGGCCAAUAGCAUGCCACCGUUGGUUAGUUCCUCCGCCCCCACACCCACAUCCUGGGCAGCCAUCGCCAGGAAGCCGGCCAAGCCCCAGCCCAAGGUCAAGCCCAAAGCCAACAUGGGGAUGGGGGGCCCUGCCAUUCCCCCGCCGCCCAUCAAGCACAACAUGAACAUUGGCACCUGGGAUGAUAAGGGCUCCCUCAACAAGCCCCCCUUAGCUCAGGCCAUGAUGCCCCCUCAGACCAUGGUGCAGCAGACCCUGAUGGGCCAGCCCCAGCCCCUGCUGCAGAGCCCUCUGCCCCACCAACAUCAGCACCAACAUCAGCACCAACAUCAGCACCAACAUCAGCACCAACACCAGCACCAACACCAGCAGCACCACCAACCCUUUCAGCUGCAGUCACUCCAGUCCCCCCAACACCCCCAGCAGAUUCCUCCAGGCCCCCCUCACCCCCACCAACAUCCCCACCAGAACUUCUCUUCCCAGCCCGGCCCCCCUCAACCCAUACAUCAACACCAACACUCCCAGCUCCCACCCCAGAACCGCUGGGUGGCUCCCCGGAACAGGGGCACCUUCAACCAGGGAGGGGUGGAGGGCUUUGGGAUGGGUGUUGGUGGGGUCCCCCUCAGUGCCUCUCCCUGCUCCGGGGAGGUGCACCCCGUGUUGGAGAAACUGCGGGCCCUCAACAACUACAACCCCAAAGACUUUGACUGGAACCUGAAGAACGGCCGCGUGUUUAUCAUCAAGAGCUACUCUGAGGACGACAUCCACCGCUCCAUCAAGUACUCCAUCUGGUGCAGCACCGAGCAUGGCAACAAGCGCCUGGACGGUGCCUACCGUUCGCUGGGGGCCAAGGGGCCCCUCUACCUGUUGUUCAGCGUCAACGGCAGCGGCCAUUUCUGCGGUGUGGCGGAGAUGCGCUCACCCGUGGACUACAACGCCUACGCAGGCGUCUGGUCUCAGGACAAGUGGAAGGGCAAGUUUGAGGUGAAGUGGGCGUUUGUGAAGGACGUGCCCAACAACCAGUUGAGGCACAUCAGGCUGGAGAACAAUGACAACAAGCCUGUCACUAACUCUAGGGACACUCAGGAGGUGCCUCUGGAGAAGGCCAAGCAAGUGCUUAAAAUUAUCGCAACUUUCAAGCAUACUACCUCAAUCUUUGAUGACUUUGCACAUUACGAGAUCCGCCAGGAGGAGGAAGAGGCCCUGCGGAGGGAGCGGAAUAGAAAUCAACAGUAACCUUACAGAGAACUCCCUGCUAGAAGUGAAACACUAAUGACGUAGGACCUUAAAUAAUUAGCCUAACCACACGGAACAAAGGGUUUUGCCAUCUUUUCUGCUGAAGACAACAACAACAAGACGAUGACGUAUCUCGUGACUUGAACACGACGACGGACUCAUCUGUAUCAGUUCUCUGGUGAUGUACCUGUGUUCCUGUCUGAAGAAAAAGAAAGAACAUUACUCACUUUAAACUCUCUAUUAAAGCACUUUCAGUCCUUCUAAAACAGCCUCUACCAAUACCCUUUACUCUCUAAUAACUCUCUUAUAUCUCUCUUAUAUCUCUCUUAUAUCUCUUUCUCUCUGGACUUCUGUUUGUUAUAACUAACUGACUAACCAGUGUAGUUGAUUUUUCUGAGGCUUUCACCAGACUUAUUUGUUGUUUUUUGUUAAGUUUUUAAUACCUCCCAAAUUUUGGGGAAGAAAAAUGUAGCUCCCCUCCCCCCAUGAACGUUAGCGCCUUCAGAAGAGAUUAAAAAAGGUAUAACAUGUGUAACAAAAUAUUUUGCUUGAAUCUGCACUUGGCUUCUGAUUGAUUGACAGGUGAGAGAAACGACAGGAAACGCCCAAAAGAAUACCAAUCAUUAGACGAACUCUCCCCUUACUCCCGCCCCUUUAUUUCUGCAUCUGUUUCUGUGUACCAAAAGGUGAGGUUGAUGAUGUAGUGAUCUGGGUGAACGCCAGUUAAUGCACAUGUUUGUUUCAUUUCUCGUGAUUAAUAUGUAACUCUGAAGUGCAUUUGUCUGAGGAGAAAUCUGCUCCGCGGUAACAGUCGCCUUGGUAGCUGUCGCCUUGGUAGCUGUCGGUAACUUGUCUUUUACUCUGUUGUUAAAGCACUGUACCGUACUUUAGGCUAAAGCUGGGGCCUGUUCAGGAGGCUGCAACAUUACACAACAUUCAGAUAGCAUAUGCGUUGUGUAGAAUAGAUAGGAUUCUCUGUUAUGUAGGGAAUCAGGGAAUCUUGUCAGCUCUACUAUACAUUAUGUUUCCAUCUGCAAUGUUGUGUAACGUUUCACCUUCUGAGCAGGCCCCAGGCUCUCUGUCUCUGUAACGCUUUUGGGAUGACCCUCCUCCCCUGGCGUUCCUGGCUCCAGGUAGAAGUUAUCAUUAACCACAGAUCUGGGAUCAGAUACUUUACCCCACAUCCUAACCUAAACCAUUAGGGGGAUGAAAAUAUAUCUGUUCCUAGAUCAGUGGUUAGGAGUGACUUCAGCCUACUGCCCAUUGCUGCUUGGUGUAACAGAGGGGUUUCCUAAAAGCUGAACAUCACCAAGGAAGUGAGCAUUUUCUCCUCAAGGUGUCUCGCUAGCGAAAAAUAAACAUGACCCAUGUUUAACGAAACAAAUGCUUCUGAGUUGUUACUUCCUGGGGAUUGAACAUAACAUAACAUAGUGCUUGGAGCUCUGCUGAAUGGGUACACACUGGACGUUAGACCUGAGACACAGCUGAGACUCAACUUCUCGUACAAAACUGACACCAAAUCAAGUGAAAUGCAUGAAAGGUUACUAACACUAGUACCGUGUCAUCCAUUUGAUGUUUCUGCACAUGAAC
Molecule: messenger RNA, 3931 nt
Organism: Coregonus clupeaformis (lake whitefish)
Lineage: Eukaryota; Metazoa; Chordata; Actinopteri; Salmoniformes; Salmonidae
Product: YTH domain-containing family protein 3
Exons: 5
Coding region: 407-2341 (644 amino acids)
Biological process (GO): mRNA destabilization
Cellular component (GO): cytoplasm
Molecular function (GO): N6-methyladenosine-containing RNA reader activity; mRNA binding
Source: RefSeq, a predicted model, not a curated record